Molecule: messenger RNA, 1307 nt
Organism: Thamnophis sirtalis
Lineage: Eukaryota; Metazoa; Chordata; Lepidosauria; Squamata; Natricidae
Source: RefSeq, a predicted model, not a curated record
UGGCAAUUGAUGGAUGAACUGAUAGUCUAGUCAGCAUGUGAAAAUUGCUCCCAGCUAUGACAACACACCCCAAGGAAAAGAGGGAUGUAUCUGCUGGCCACUAAAGGUUGUCCUUUCAUCUGCUGAAUACUGGCUGAGCAGUUUCUUGGAGCUGUUCAAGAAAACAAUGAUCCAUUUCUCCUUCAUUGUGCAAUUGUUUUUGUGACUUUCACAAAUCAAGACUGAUUUAAGAAGCAAGCCACAAGAUGAUGCAGCGGUGCAUACAUUCCAAGCACUUUUGGCACUGAGAGCAAUUUGAGGGUAUCUCACCAGAAGGUCAACGUGAUGACGGCCUGGUCUAUGGUGGAAAGGCUGAGAAUGGAGAAGAGGCACUCCCAAGAUGAGAGGACUAUUGAGCAAGACGGCAGGGAUUGCAGCACCGAAUCUGAAGAAUGGACAAGCUCCGAGAGUGAACAUGAGGAGCCUUGUGUCAAGAACAGCUCCCACAACCCCCUGCCUAGGGAGAAGGACAUUCCCCCCCACAAGCUUCACCGGCAGCUUUGCCGCUCUCCUUGCUUGGACCAGCCCAGCUUCUCCCAGAACAGCCUUCUUCAGGAUUUAAAACUGGAAGAUGGUAAAACAAACUCGGACAAAGAAUAUCAAGCGAAAAUUGAUUUCGCUUUAAAACUAGGCUACGCGGGGGAUCAGAUUCAAGCCGUGUUGAACAAGUUGGGGGUGGAUGCUCUCAUCAAUGAUAUUUUGGCUGAACUUGUGAGGCUUGGCAACAAGGCUGAGAAUGAAGGGCCAGCUAGCCUGGGAAGUAGCACUGCUCCCACGGGUGGAACAGCUGCCAAGGAGGUGACCAGCCCCGAGCUGUCCCUGGAGGAGGAUGUUGUGGACAGUUCUGACAACUUGAGGCCGAUCGUAAUUGAUGGAAGUAAUGUGGCAAUGAGCCAUGGAAAUAAAGAAGGAUUUUCCUGUCGAGGGAUUCAACUAGCUGUUGAUUGGUUUCUGGAAAAAGGUCACAAAGAUAUAACAGUAUUUGUGCCAACCUGGAGGAAAGAACAGAGUCGACCAGAUGCACCAAUUACAGACCAAGAAAUCUUGCACAGAUUGGAGAAGGAAAAAAUUCUUGUUUUCACCCCAUCGCGGAGAGUGCAAGGAAGACGAGUUGUCUGUUACGAUGACCGCUUUAUAGUAAAGUUGGCCUAUGAUUCUGAUGGCAUCAUUGUGUCCAAUGACAAUUACCGGGACCUUCAGAAUGAGAAACCAGAAUGGAAGAAAUUCAUAGAGGAACGGCUGCUUAUGUAUUCCUUUGUAAAUGACAA